GCUGGCGGAGAGUGAGUUUAGCAGCAGGAACGGGUGGUUUCAGGUUGUAUUACAGAAGUAUUACUGAUUACAGAACAACUGCAGACAAAUAAUAACAAGUUUCUGACUACAUGUAGUUAUUACUCAUCAGUAUCGAUUACCUGACAGAGUUUUCAGCCAUGAAUCCUCCAACAACCAGAGAUGAUACAAACCCGCCAGAGCACUACAUGCCUCACUCUGCAGCAGCAGGAGGAGGAGGAGGAGGAGGGUAUCUGGAUGCCUAUGAGGUCUCUUUUCCUCCGGAGGAGUGUAUAGACAGACCGCCUGCCUAUCACCUGAACCACAGCCAGCAGAUGAUGGACGUGCCCGUGGUGCAGGAGUCUCCUCACUCUCAGUACAGCCCUUUCAUCCUGGUCUCUAACCUGCGGGCUCACCUGUACGUCGCUCUGGAGAAGAACACCUGGCUGCAGAAGCACAUUGAGGAGCUGGAGGAGGAACGCAACUUCCUGCGCUGUCAGCUGGACCGCCUCAUCGUCAGCAUGAGGAGUCCGGAGGUGACAGAGUGGUGUGGAGACCCCCAGCAUGCUGUGAAUGUCCAGCCCGUCAUCUCUCCCUCCCCUCCCUCACCCAUGACCACCAGGUCUGGAAUGACCCUCAAACGCCUUCAGGUACCGGGACCUCGGACCCGCCGCAGCACUGCCAUCCCUGUCAAGCAAGAGUUUCACCUGGAGGAGGAUAAAUACUACACCGAGGACGAGUACAUGGAGGAAGAGGAAGAGGGGGAGGAAGAGGACGACUCGUCGGUGGAGACGGGCUCGAAGAAGAAGGGACGAGGACGAGCCAAAGGAGAGCCGAGGAUGAAGAUGAGGAGGAUCUUCAGGAUCACCCACGGCAGGGAGAGGCAGAGAGUCAAAGACCCAGACGGAGUUCUGAUUCGUUACAAGAAGAUCCUGUCCACCUACCAGCGAGUGAGGAGCAUGUCCCGAGCCUUCCAGAUCCACGGAGUCGACCGAAACACGAUGGCGUCCACCUCCCCGAUCGCUGAGCUGCUCCUGGUGGCGCCAGAGAAGGUGGCGGAGGUCGGGGAGUUCGAGGCGUCUAAGGAGAAACUUUUAGAUUACGCCCGGCGGUGCUACAAGACGAUGGACGAUCAGACGCACACCAAAGUCCAGGCCAUGAAGAAGACUCACAAGCUGCUGCCGAUCUCCUACAGGUUCAGGAACUGAGGAGAAGAAGAAAGGUUAAAUUCGUUGGGUUGGUUUGCACACUUCAGAUAUAGUGUCGAGGCUUUGUUUGUUUUUUUCAUUGCUUGAACAUAAGAAGAAAAGAUUAGAAACAUGAGGUCAAGAAGCCAAAUCACAGGAUUAACUUAGUUUGAAUAUAGUUUAAGAUUUCUGACAACAUGCUGCUUGUUUUUCAUUGAAAUUAUUGUGCAGCUGUUUAUAGUCGGCAGGGAUAUGAUUUUGUCUUUUUCACUGGAGGUUGAAGUUACUUGAAGUCACUUACUGCUUUACCUCAGGAAUUAACUACAGUAGGUUAAAGAUGCAAAAUAUUGUGAUUUAUUGGACACAAGUUUUCACCUCAGAGAGAACUGAUUUAGUUUCCAUGCCUGAAAUCAUGUUUUAGAGCAGGUAUACAAACAGUGAAGGACAAAGAGUCUUUAAUUUAUGGAAGAAUAUUUUUGAUCUGGUUGUAAUGAAAGAUCCCAGAUGAUUGUUUGAGUGGCCUUUAAUUAUUUUCACCUUUUGUUUUCUAUCUGAUGAGAGAGAAAUAUUUAUUUUCUUUAUGAGUUUUUGACAGUAUUAUAUAGUUAUUUGCACAAUAUGUACAUUUGAUUUAUAUUAUUGAAAAAGUUUGUUCAUGUAUCUAAUGCCUGAGUUACAUAUUGUAUUUAAGUUGGUCACAUGAAUGUAUUUAUGUUGAAUUAUAUGAUAACAGAAAGCUUAAAAUGUCACUAAAUGGAAUAAAGUAAAUGACUUGUG
Messenger RNA from Thunnus maccoyii (southern bluefin tuna), 1961 nucleotides. RefSeq names its product coiled-coil domain-containing protein 106-like. The transcript is spliced from 7 exons. Bases 159 to 1205 code for a protein of 348 amino acids. The record is from RefSeq and is a predicted model, not a curated record. Lineage: Eukaryota; Metazoa; Chordata; Actinopteri; Scombriformes; Scombridae. Gene Ontology annotation, cellular component: nucleoplasm.